GGGCGGGGCGAGGGGGGUUGGGUGGGUUGAGAGGCUCGUACACACUGAUCUGCAAACAGACGGGUAGAUAACGGGGCUGAUCAGAGGUGCUGAAGACCUAAGAGAGACUUUGUACGGUUUAAGUUUGACCUCGGGAAACUGAUCGAGGUUUCAGCUCUCAGCUUUGUAGCAGAUCUUCAGAUGGAAGUCCACAGAGGAGAAAGAUCUGCUUUCCGGUUUGAUUUGCGUGGAAAAUGUCUGUGAAAUGAUCAGAGAGACAGAAGAGAUUAAUCUUCAUGUUAUCGGUCCUCACUGGAGGGAGCUGCAAGAGCGUAGAGUCAGGAACGCAGAUCAAUGGGGGAUCUCCAGUUUGCUGAUUUACUCUAAAGACUCCCGCAAAGUCUAGGGACGCAGUCUGCAGGAUCUGCGGGGUUCUGGAGGAUUUACUGAGAUCCGUGGGAUUUGAAGGUGUUUUAAAGGAUCUGAGGUACCUUAUAGGAUUCUGCGGGAUCGCUGUCGUGGAGUUUCGGACCGAUGGAGCGGAGGAAAGCGUUUCCUCUGCGGCUGCUGGCCGUCUCUCUGCUGUCGGUCUCGGUGUGCGGGUUUCCAGCAAACACACAGAGGCACUCCACAGAGUCUGAUCCUCAGGUAAACCCUCACCUGUACUGCUCUUACCUGCAGGUCCCUCUCAGUUAAGGACGUUAAACUGACUGUUGACCCCCCAAACUUUCCCUGUACCAGUGUGUGAGUGUAGAAAUAACCUGAACAGAUUCCUGCUGGUCUGAAAACGUUUUCUGCUCACAUUAAACUCUAAUAAUUCCGUUUCAGCUUCAAAUCAUGAUACAAACUCUCUCAAUCUGUAAUCCGUCUUCUUCAACCUUCAGCAUCCAAAAAGUAAAAUAAGGAAACCUUUUGAUAUGUGGGGAACAAAAGAGAUGCAGCAAACAAACAAAUCUAUGAGAAAAUUUAAUCUGCAAAUAAUCCAGCAAAAUGUACUCACUGUUCUAUACUAAGGUAUUUUAUUCUUGAAUAUUCAUAAUCAGGUAAGCAGUUAUAAUUAGACAUAAAACAAACCAUGUAAACACAAAAACUGACAUCUAUUAACAGAUUUAUAACAGUAAUCUCAUGCAAAUAACCAGAUUAACAAAUUAAAUCCAAAAAAAGCUAAUUAAACCAUGUUAAUGGUACUAUUAUACACAGUGAAGGCACGUAAUAAUUAUCUUUUGUAAAUAAACACGUUUACGAUUAUAAUUUAACAUAUAUAAACAUGUCAGCAGUUAUAAUCUUAUGUAAAUGUCUUAUCCUCUGCUGUAAAACCCUCCGUCCCAAACCUGGGUGUCCAAAUGGGUCAGGCCCAAAGUCUGGAGCAGCAUGUAAAUUGUCUGGUUCACUGUAAAUGGUCUGGUUCGCUAAGAAAUGUAUCCAAGCUCAGACCCAUAGUGUCUAGGAAUGAGUUUGAGAUGAUUGUUCGUGCCUUGGUCUCUUCUCAUCUGGACUAUUGCAAUUCUUUGUUUACUUGUUUAAAUACCUCUUAUUUGAACCGCCUGCAAGUGGGUUCAAAAUGCUGCAGCUAAGCUCCUGACGAGAUCACCCAAAUGGUCUCAUGUCACAUCCAUCCUCAGGUCUUUACACUGGCUCCCCAAUCAAUUCAGAAUCCAAUUUAAAUUACUUGUUCUUGUGUUCAGAGCUUUGCAUGGACAAGCUCCAGCAUAUAUCAGAGACCUGCUGAAGCCUCAAAGGUCCUCUGACCAGGGCUUUUGCUGGUUCUCCCCCAGACUAGACUACGAACUUAAAGGAGACUGUGCAUUUGAGUUUUUUGCUCCGAAACUUUGGAGAUCUCUCCUUUAAGAACUAAGAUAUGUGGACACUGGAUACUAUCAAAAAGCAGUUGAAAACCCAUUUGUUUACACUUGCCUUUGUAUAAACAAGAACUUUGGCUGCUAGUGCACUUUUUGUUGAUGUUUAUGUCUUGUUGUCUCACCCUUUAAAUUUGAUGACUGUGAAGCACUUUGUGCAGGAGGAGGAAAAAGAAGAGCAGGGAGAGGAGCAGGGGAAGGAGAGAGGAGAGUGGGGAGAGGAGCAGAAGGAGGAGAGCAGGAGGAGGAGAGAGGAGCAGGUAGAGGAAAAAGAAGAGCAGGGAGAGGAGCAGGGGAAGGAGAGAGGAGAGUGGGGAGAGGAGCAGAAGGAGGAGAGAGGAGAGUGGGGCGAGGAGCAGAGGGAGGAGAGAGGAAAGCAGGGAGAGGAGGAGGAGAGAGGAGCAGGAGGAGGAAAAAGAAGAGCAGGGAGAGGAGCAGGUGGAGGAGAGACGACAGCAGGAAGAGGAGCAGGAGGAGUAAAAAGGAGAGCAGGGAGAGGAGAAGGAGGAGAGAGGAGAACAGGAGGAGGGAGAGGAGCAGAAGGAUACAGGAGAGCAGGGAGAGGAGGAGAGCAGGGAGAGGAGUAGGAGGAGACAGGAGAGCAAGGAGAGAAGCAGGAGGAGGACAGAAGAGAGCAGGGAAAGGAGAGCAGGAAGAAAGAUGAGAGCAGGGAGAGGAGAGCGGGGAGCGGGAGGAGAGAGGGAAGAGGAGCAGGAGGAUUCAGGUGUGUGGAUCUUGUUUGUCUGAAUAGCAGAAGGACAGAAUAGUCCUGAGGAGAGAGAGGCUGCAGCUAUCAUGAGCCUGUAGCAGCAUUAUUGAGCACUCACAAACUAAUGACUGUUGGUCUUGAAAGUGAGAGACAUACUUUAUAAUAAUAUUAAAAUAAAAGCCUGAGUCAUAUUGUUUUAUAAUGGAUGUUUUAUAAAAACUGAAAUUACUGAAUGAUUUAUUAGAUAUCCAGUCUGUGAUGAAAUGUAAGGAGCUCAAAUUCUUCAGUUGGCUGUGUAAAGAUACUUUGAUUUGAUAAUUAUUUCGACUUUUUGUUUUUGGCCAUGAUCAAGCAGAUAAACUUUGUGUGUUUCUGUGACAUUGGGAGCUUUUCUAUCCUACAGAGAAGGUAUGUUAAACAUAAGAGACUGUUCAGAUCCAGUCCCUCAAAGGUGAAAGUCAUUAGUGAACAUUUAUGUUUAUAUGAAAGUGAAACAGUCUCCUUUCUAUAAGCUGACUGUGCUCACGGAAGGCUGCUAUCUUUGCAUUAGUUUGUUGGUCAGUAAGAGACUGUAUGUACCAUCAGCUGAUCUUUUCAAGCCUAAUCAGAAUCUGUUCAGCCCACUCAGCUUUUAACUCAUCCCAACGUCUCUUGUCUUCAUCUUUUUUAAACCUACCCUUCAUUUUUGCUCUUCACCUCUUUUUAACCUCACUCUCUUUUUUAACUCUCUCCUCUCUCUUUCCUCUCAGUCCUGCACCUUUCUCCUCUCUAACUGUUUUGAAGUUAAAUCCAUCAGUCUGGUCUCAGGUUGCUCUCCUGCAGCCUGACUGGGUCCAGGGUAAAAUAUGAAAACAAACCUUGUCUUUGCUGGUCCAGACUGCUGGGCAGGGAGGAGGACAGGGAGAUAUUGAAUUUGUUUCAGAGGAAACAUUCAUACAGAUUCUCAGAGGAGGUGGAGGAGGAGUUACUGCAGCUUUAAAACGUUAUGUGGAUGGAUGACCGUCUCUCUCAGCACAGUAGACGCUGAAGCCACAUUUGGCACAGGGCGUCAAAUUCUUCAGCCAGUUCAAGUUUAACUUGAGUGCUUUUAUUGUGAAAGGGUCUGCUGGGCUGAGCUCUCUCAAAUGUCCUGCACCCUGUCAGUGUGUGUGUGUGUGUGUGUGUGUGUGUGUGUGUGUGUGUGUGUGUGUGUGUGUGUGUGUGCGUGCGCCCGUGCGUGUGUGUGUGUUUGCUGGAUUGUAUUCCUCUAGGGGUUUAUAAUGAAGAGAUGUGAGCCUCCACUGCACAGAUAGAUAUGUAACACACACAUACAUACACACACACACACACACACACACACACAAAUUAUGUGACAGAAGUGUCACUGCCUAGCUCCGUCUCUGAUUCUAGUGUAUAGGGUGACACAGGUGUGUGCUUACGAUGCUUGGCUAAAGAUCUGAUAUCUACAGCUAUAAAAACACCCAAACAUACACAAACACAAACCUGUCUUUGGUACUUAAUGAAGGCAACAUUAUAUACGCUCAUUAUGGGGACUCCUGUUCCCAAUGUGGCAGAAACAGGACAAUAAUGAACCUGCCACACAGAAAAGAGAGUGAAAUGUCACUUUAGAAUAAAAAAUAUCUAUCGAUACCAUUUUAUAUGUCCAGACUUUGCAGGCAGAAGGAGAGAGGAAAGCAAGGAGAGGAGUAAGAGGAGAAGAGCAGGGAGAGGAGCAAGAGGAGGAGAGAGGAGCAGAGAGAGAAGCCAGAGGAGCAGAGUAAAGAGUGGGGAGAGGAGCAGAGAAGAGAAGCUGAAAAAGAGAGUAGAGCAGGGGGAUGAGCAGGAGGAGAGAGAGGGACUGCACAGUCACAAGCAUGAAUGGUUUUGUGUGUGUGUGUGUGUGUGUUAUAAUAAUAUAAUAAUAUUAUAAUUAUGUUUCUCCAUAUUACUACAGACCAUUCAUACCAAGGUUUUUUCAUGAUGAAGCAACCCUAGCCUCAUGUGAAGGUAAAUUACUUCCCUGAAAUAACAGGAAUGAAUCAUAAUUUCUAAAAAUGACCUUUGAGGGAUGAUGAGGGUAAAUCCUGGACCCCAAACACACGGUGUUCUGCUGCACAUCAGGAGAGUUUUCUGACUGACCUGUUUUAUCAUGUAUCUGCUUUCAAAUUUUGUUGUUUAAAUGAAAUCAUAGCGCCUCUCCAUAUGUUUCCUGUCUUAACCUCUAAAUUGAUCUGAACUGGACUUAGGACAUUCUCUGGAUGACACAGAUUUCUGUGCAGGCUGGAAGAAGGGUGAUAAUUCUCCGCUCUUCUCAGAUAACAGUUAAAGCAUCAUGUGGCUGUUGAGUUAUUCAGCUGUUAUUGUUCUUAAUAUUACAUUUACUGAAUGCUCCAACAUGAAAUUUUAAUUUUUACUCUUUAUUCAUGACCCCUGUUAAGUUUCUUUCUCUGCAGUUAGAGGAGACUGUGAUGUUUUCACCUGCACAGUCUUCACCACAUGCAGCCAGCAGGGAGGGGUUUACUGCAAUUAAUUAAAUCAGUGAGCUUGUUAAGUAAUAGUUUACAAAUAAAAAUAAUUAACUGAAUAAUUAAAUUAAUGUCAUUUAUCUGUGUGUGUGUGUGUGUGUGUGUGUGUGUGUGUGUGUGUGUGUGUGUGUGUGUGUGUGUGUGUGUGUGUGUUCAACGGGACAAACACACACACUUCAAUGGGACAAUUUUCUCCAGGCCACCGGUUUUUCAAUAGUUAUUUUUUCAUGCUAUUUCUGCAAAGCACUAAUGUGUCUUUUAAAAUCUCUCAGGUGAAGCCAGAGUAUCGCCAUGGCGACCAUCUUCAGUCUCUCCAGGAGCUCCAGCAGGAGAACCUGCUGCAAACUGGUCUGUCUUCUCCAAGGUCAGCACACCGCUGGUCCCUGCAUCAUCAGCAGGGUGUCCUUCCCCUACCUGAGCCUGAGAAAGACCCCGAAUCCUUCAUCCUGGACCUGAGGAACUUUCCAGAGCUGGCAAAUGCAGAUGUGGGCUCUCAGAACCCCAACAUCCAGGUAGGACAUAAUCUUAUCUAAUCCAGGUAGAUGAUACUUCUGUGGUUAGAAUUUUUUUUUAUUCUUCUCUCCUUACAGUCGUGAAAGGGUUAACAUAUAAUCCAUGAAGUGCAGGUGUUUUAGCUUAAGCCAUCAGUCAUAAGAGGAGGGUGUUACAGAGUCCUCUUCAAUUGCUCUCUGUCUUCACCAUCACGUCUCCCUCUUUCUUCAUACUUCUCAUCUGGCUUAACAGCUGGUUUGAGUCAGAGCAGCGUCUAAAGUUUCCACAUGCAGGACCUCAAACAGCAGGGCGCUUCGUCCAGCCCUUGAACCUCAGACAUCUCUACAGUGUUCAGAGAAAUACAACAAAACAGAGACAAGUGAAAAUAAAACACACAUGAGGGUUGAAUAGGAAGGGUCAAAAGGGUGUUUCUCAGUCAGAUCAUAAAGUCCAAUCCUGAUGGACUUUUGAAAACUGUUGGCUUUUGGACUGCCUUAAAACUGAAAUUAAGUUUGACUCUGCAGCUGUGGAUUUCACUGCCCACCAUCAGGAGCUAAAGUAGGAGCAGGACUGAUUUCACCAAGUAGGAAACAUCAGACAUGAACAAAGAAGUCACCAGAUUCUGAAGAAACUUAAGGUGUUUCCUUUCUGAAGCCUGAGAAUCUUUUUUAUCCUCAGUGUCCUCAUCAGUCUGUGCCUUUACUGUAAAACCAGUUCAGACCCAUCCAGGUCAGGGUUGGACCGGUGGAUGUAGGAUUUCAGCUGCUCAACAGUUCAGGGUCCUCUUUGUCCUGUUUUUGGUGUCAUAAUGCUCCAAACGUUUUUAAUGGGGAACAAGUCAGGACUGCAGACAGACCAGUUUCUCAGCAGAACUCUUCGACUACAGAGCCAUGCUGUUGUAAUCCCUGUUGUCAGAAUGUGGUUUGUCAUUGUCCUCCUGAAAUAUGAAGGUGUUCACUGAAAAAGUCGUCUGGUAGGCAGAAGAUGUUGCUCCUAAACCUGUAGAUAUCGAUGGAGCCCAUGCAGUGAUUUCCACUCCAGAGUCCUGUCUGUUUUACAGUAAUGCAGUGCUGCCUGAGGGCCUGAAGAUCAGGACAAUCCAGUCUUGGUUUUGCUCCUUGUCCCUUUAGUACAAAGAUUUCUCCAGAGUCUCCAGAGAAUGAUAUGAUGUUCUGUAGAUGAUGAAAUUCACUUAUUCUUUCACAUUUGACAUUCAGGAACAUUAUUCUGAAACUGUUCAACUAUUAGCUCACACAGUCUCUCACACAGUGGUGAACCUCUUCCAUCUUUCCUUCUGACAGACUCAGCCUCUCUGAAUGUCCUUUUUAUACACAGUCAUGUUACUAACCUGUUGGAAACUCACAACACGAGUUAGAGAUGUUCUUUCUUUUUUCUUUUUUUAGCAUUGCACAACAUUUAAACUUGUUUGGUUGUUCCUCUCGAAACUUUUGACCUGUUUGGUUGUUUUUAGAUAACAGCUUUUCAGAAACGUGUUGCAGACAUCAAAAUUAAAAUGAUUGUAUAUCCUUUAUAAAACUUCUUAAAACUACCUGAUCUUAAAAAGUAUUUGCUGUUUUUAAUGCUUAAUGUUUUAGUCUCAGCUGAUGCCUUCCUUGUGUAAACUGUUGCUGUUGUAAUCAGGGUAUCUGGGCUCUGUCAGGACUUGUGCAUGUGUUAAUGUGUGUGUGUGUGUGUGUGUGUGUGUGUGUGUGUGUGUGUGUGUGUGUGUGUGUGUGUGUGUGUGACUAUGCUUGUCUGUGUGAGUUAAAGAGAGAUAGUCAGCGGCAGUUCAUCAGUUCAUCUUUCCAUCCCACCAUCAUUGCCCUUCCUCUGUCCCAAACAAUCAACUCUUUUAUAAAAGUUUAUUUCUCAUCUGAUCUUUAUGUAAACAGACAGCAGUGACUUCACUCUUCUUAUCAGCCCUUAUUCAGAGUAUGGCAUUGUCCUUUACAAACACCUUGAUUCAUUUAUUUAUUUAUUUUUUAAAGAUGUAGAGGUAUUAUAAGAUGAAUCAGAAUGAAUCACCCUAGUGAGUUUCAAGAAACAAAGUCAGGUUUCUGUUUUCAGGGCUUUACCAGUGAUUAAAAAAGUCAGACUUAGGUAUCAUAAAUCAUUUCAAAUGUGUAUUUCAAUGUUUUUUCAACUCUUUAUCUCAUUCUCUAUAAACAAACAGGAACCCUCAGUACCAGCUGGAAGUUCAGGAAUCAUGUGGGUUACAAUCAGACUGAACAUCAGGACGUUCUCUGCAGAUCAGGGUUGAGCUGUGCACUGUUACACAUUGAAGACAUUGUUUUAUAUCUCACUCUGACUGAAUUUUACUGAGCACAAUGUUAGUUCAGGCGUGCCACAAAGUUAAGCUCAGCCCACAGUGCAUCAGCUGAUGUUAACACCAGCUAACACUUCGGCUGAUUACCGUCUAUAUAUCCAGUUAUUAAAUGUCAUAGUAAUCGUUCUGUAAAAACAACUUUGGCUUGCUUCCUAUGCAAGCUGCCUUUGCUGCCGCUCUCCUUGCCUCCACUCAGGCUUCUCCUUUUUGUGCUGGUUCUGAGUCUACCAGUGUCAAAUGGAUGUCCACCAAUGCUUGUUUUGCUCUGUACCCUUGGGUCUUUGCUGCUGCUCUUCUAGCCUCCACCAAAACUUUUAAUGCUGUGUCUGAUUAAACCAAUAUCAAAGACCUGUCACUGUUGUCUCCUAUGUUCUGUAUCUCAAGGUCUUGGCUGCUUCUCUUCCUGCCUCCACUCAGGCUCCUCCUUUUUGUGUAGCCUUACAUAAGGUGUGGGUGGGCCUAGGGAUAAACAGGUUCAGACCCUGUGGGAUAAAGGAAGCAGCCACAGCUCCAUUUGUGUCUCACUGUGUAUCUGUACAAGCGUAACACCUUUGCAUUUGUGUCAGGUGACUAUCGAGGUGGUGGAGGACUCUCAGGCUGAGGUGGAGAUGGAUCUGGCCAAAGACGCCCAGCGUAACGACUGGUCAGUGACAUCAUCAGAGUGGGCCAACAGCCACAGGAAGCUGUUCUGGCCUCUGUUCUGGGAGUACCCAGAUCAGCUGGGGACUGGGAGGGCCAGUCUUGAGGAACAACCAGAGGACUACAACUAUGACCUUGAACAGCCCAUUCUGAGUGGGGUUGGGGGAGACUGGGGGGGUCACUGGAACAAAAACUGGGAUUCCAAGAAUAACUACGGUAAGAGUAAGGUAUGGUAAAAUAAAUAAUCAGAGUGACAGUCUUUGUACUGUCGUCUGAACCUCAGUGCUGCUUUAAGCUGCUAAAAUCUCCUUUAAACUUGAAUUGGAACCCUCUAAAAGCUCUAGAACGCUCUGCAGGAGCCAACUGUUCCCACCCAAACAGGUUCUGUGAAGGAAGCUGGUCCACUCUGAAGUUCUCUCGUCAUAUCCUAUAUUUGCCUUUAAUUUCUACCACAUCAAUAACGUAAACGAGGGAUGUAUGUUUAUUGAUUUGUGCUACUUUGUGAUACCCCAAUAUUUUGAAACGCUCUCCUGUAAUAGAGUUGACUUGUUAGUCUUGCUGUGACAGUCUCCUUGUUUUGUGUCGUGUGUCUGCUGACUGCUUACAGCCCUUCAUACAGUCAUGAAUUGAAAAUAUAGUCUGUGCUUUCAUUUGCAGGUUAAUGCUUCACUUAAUUGUAUCAGCGGGACUUUUCAUAAAUACAGAUGACUACCUUUUGAAGCUGUUAUAUGCUGAUUCCAACACUGUGCCUGUAUUAUUGUGCGUACCUUAUAAUAACUGAAUUAGACCUUCAGGUUUUUACACAGUGCUAAUUCCUGCUCGAUAUAAUCAGUCAUUUUAACAUUAUUAUUUUAAUAGACUCAGCUUCAUUUCACAUGGUUUGGCUUUGCUGGCUCAGUUUGAAGCUCAGAGCAGGGUUUUCCUCCUCAACAGCUUCCAUCAGUCUCUCUCUCUCUGAGCCUCCCUCCCUCCUUCCUCCCUCUGAUGUAGUUUAAACACAGAGCAGCAUGACUCAGAGGUCCCACACUGUUGUUACUCGCUGCUUUAAUGGCAUAACUCACAUGCACCAGCUGGGUGAGGAAUUCACAGCCGACUUCAAAGCGCUGAAGUUUUUACUUCAAAACCCAACGUUUCCAUUUCUGCUGUCCCCCAUUUUUUUUAAAACAUUUUUUUACUACUCUAUUCGUACUUUUCGCUGUUUCUCCUCCUCUUCAUCUUUCUCUCAGUUUUUUGCUCAUCUCGGUUUUUCCCCACUCUUCAUGCUUUUUCUCUGGUUUCAGAGUUUGAAGAGGACUGGAGUGACUGGGCUCCUUGCAGCGCCACCUGUGGACACGGCACUCAGAAGCGCACUCGCUCCUGCGGUCAUACCUGCAUCGCCACCGAGUCGCGGUCAUGUGACCUGGAGGCGUGCACAGGUAAGACACUGAGAGUCUGAGAUGUGGUGUGAUAUGAAAAAUAAAUGCCAUCAUACUUUAAUAAAAUAUUUGUCACAUAUCUGCAUUAUGGCCCGUCAUGAAUAAAAAGUGAAUCUCAAAAAUGAAAAAUUCUGAACAGGUACAAAAAGUCCAUAAAAUCGGUUUGACUUUAAAAUCAACAUUUCAAAAUAUUUUUUGUAAGUGUUCAUAUAAAAAUGACAAACCAGCACCAUCUUAAAAAAAAAUUAAACGUUCAAUUAUAAGGGCUACAUCCAUCCAUCCAUCCAUCCAUCCAUUGGUGAAUUUAUCCAUCUGCUAAUUCAUCUGUUUUUCCAUCCAUCCAAACUCAUCUCAGGAGCUAUAAAGAAUGACUUAGCAGGCUCAUCAAAACAAAAACUUGAAAAUAACAGAGAACACAUAAUGAACAGGCUUGUUGCUGACUCACAGGUGUACAGGGUCACAAACACACCUGAUCUGUGGCUCCCUCUGUCUCUCAUACAGACUCUGUUGUCUCAGUGACCCAACAUCCGACCAUCAGAACGACCAACAGCUCUGACUCUCUCCAAAUAAGUGAGUAUGAAAACUGAUCUAUACAGCCUUAUCACACAUAUCUAAAUGUUUUCAUUAUUCAUUAUAUCAUUUAUUAUUAUUAUAGUCUAAUUUAUUUGUUCUCGUUGUGAUUCUCCUCCAGAUGUGGACAGUUGUGAGAAGUGGCUGAGCUGUAAAAAUGACUUCCUGCAGAAGUACCUGCAUCAGGUGCUGACUGAAUUACCCAGCUGCCCCUGCUCCUACCCAUCAGAGGCUGUGUACAGCACUGUCAACAUCGCCGACACAACCCUGAGGAAGACGUAUCGCUGGAGGGACGCCAGUGGACCCAAAGAGCGCCUCGACAUCUACAAACCAUCAGCCAGAUUCUGCAUCCGCUCCAUGCUGUCCUAUCACAGCACUACGCUUGCUGCCCAGCACUGCUGUUAUGACGACCACAUGAGGCUGAUCACGCGGGGCAAAGGGGCUGGAGCCCCCAACCUAAUCAGCACUGAGUUCUCACCUGAGCUGCACUACAAGGUGGAUGUCUUGCCCUGGAUCCUCUGCAAGGGGGACUGGACUUUGUUUCACUCUGUAAGACCCCCCAACAAUGGCCUAAGCUGUGAGGAGAACCCCCCUGAUUCAGAGUUUCAGAUCGAACUGAGAGAGGCCAGAGAGUAUUGAGGACUGACAACAGGGCUGGACAGUAUGGAAAAGAAGGCAAUAAAGGGGGCAACAGGAAAACUGGACUCUGCUCCACCCUGUCAGACCCAAACCAAACUGUGAGAGAGCGGCAAAUGGGACACAGACAUGCUGGAACUCUGUCCUUACCUGCACAGACUCCGUUGUUUCACUAUGUUUGUGAGGACAUAUAACUGUUAGACACCCUGCAGCUGAAGAACUGCCUCCCGCCAUUUGUCCUGGUUUAAGUUUAUUUCUGCGGCUUUGAAGAACAUCAGUCUUCAGUUUAACUCUGAGACAAUCAAUAAUGUGAAAAUGAUAAAACAGAGACUUUCAGACUGAAGAUUUAUUCAAGUUUAAACAGACCAUCCAAAAACACACACACAUCAUCAGAGGAUAUCAGCUGAUCUCUGUUUAUGAUGUGUGUGUGUGUGUGUGUGUGUGUGUGUGUGUGUGUGUGUGUGUGUGUGUGUGUGUGUGUGUGUGUGUGUGUGUGUUUAUUUAUUAGCCUCUAAUUGUUAUAACUGGAUUUCUUUUUUUUGUAAAGUGAAUAAACUUUAUUACUGUUAACUGUAUUUUUUCCAUUUUCACUCACCUAUGAAUUAGUUUGGGACACAGAUACUGUCUGCAUGUCCCAAAUUUGGAAUAAAAAUAAAUAAAUGAAUAAUGCUGCUGAGCCUCAUG
This is a messenger RNA of Xyrichtys novacula (pearly razorfish), 11810 nucleotides long. NCBI's taxonomy places the organism in Eukaryota, Metazoa, Chordata, Actinopteri, Labriformes, Labridae. The record is from the annotation of a GenBank genome assembly.